Temnothorax curvispinosus is the source of this 987-nucleotide messenger RNA. Its product is annotated as H2.0-like homeobox protein. Gene Ontology annotation, biological process: regulation of DNA-templated transcription. The record is from RefSeq and is a predicted model, not a curated record. Bases 217 to 891 code for a protein of 224 amino acids. The transcript has 5 exons. Lineage: Eukaryota; Metazoa; Arthropoda; Insecta; Hymenoptera; Formicidae. Gene Ontology annotation, molecular function: sequence-specific DNA binding; DNA-binding transcription factor activity, RNA polymerase II-specific.
AUAUUUUUUGCUAAAGUGAUAAAUCCUCAUUAAUUCAGACUUCAUUCUUAAACUUAUAUUUAAUAUAAUUAUGUGCAUUUAAAAAUAGUGUCAUAAAGAGUGAAGCAAGUGAAUUAAUGUAAAUAGUGAAAUACGUGCAUAAGAUAAAAACGUGGAUUUUCAAAUGUCAUUAACGCAAAUUAUGUGCUAACUUUUGACGAGUUCGUAGAAAAGACGAUGAACGACGUUAAAACUUUCAUCAUGGAUAACGCUAAUUGUUCUAGACAAUUGAAAUUUGGCGUGGAUCGCAUAUUAUCGAAUGAAAUUUUUACCAAAAAAACAGAUAUUCUUAAGCCACUUCCAAUACAACUUCCAUCAAUACGUUGUCCCUGCAUCGAAAGUUGCGAGCGAUGCGAAAAUGUCAGAACUUGCAUUUCAUUUCCGCAUGUCCAUUCGUCAUUACCUGAGGGCAUUACAUCUGCAUCUUAUACUGGCCUGAUGGAGGGUAUAGGAACUUUAUAUCGGCCGGCACCGUUACGCCCCGUACCAAGAGCACUUAUUUCAUCUUCCUCGACGGUGAACUCUUCGAAAACAAACACACGGAGAAAGAGGUCGUGGUCCAGAGCCGUCUUUAGUUCUUUACAGCGGAAAGGCUUGGAAAGAAGAUUCUCUCUACAGAAAUACAUCACGAAACCAGACAGACGACAGUUGGCAGCAACUUUAGGUCUAACCGACGCACAGGUCAAAGUUUGGUUUCAAAAUCGUCGGAUGAAGUGGCGGCAUACAAGAGAGAGCGAAAACGCUGCAUUGACCGGUCCAGAUUCCACGCAGAAGGAUUUUCCGCAAAAAUUAGUUGAAUCCAUCGCCAAUGAUACGAUGCAACAAGACGAAGAAGAUAUAGAAAUCGAUUAGACUUAUAUUACGAAAUUUCCACAUAUAAGGCAAAAAAUAAUUUUAUUUUAAAAUAUAAUUGCAUCUAUAAGCAUUUAUCAAAAGUCUAAGAAUUAU